Microplitis mediator is the source of this 1296-nucleotide messenger RNA. Its product is annotated as odorant receptor 94b-like. The coding region runs from base 58 to 1215 and encodes 385 amino acids. The record is from RefSeq and is a predicted model, not a curated record. NCBI's taxonomy places the organism in Eukaryota, Metazoa, Arthropoda, Insecta, Hymenoptera, Braconidae. Gene Ontology annotation, biological process: sensory perception of smell; detection of chemical stimulus involved in sensory perception of smell. Gene Ontology annotation, cellular component: plasma membrane. The transcript is spliced from 5 exons. Gene Ontology annotation, molecular function: odorant binding; olfactory receptor activity.
UCGACAAACGAUUUACUGGUUAUUCUAGACCCUCGCCUCGGGUUUGUAUUUUAAACAAUGGAAGCAUUUAGACUUCACCUCUUUUUCCUCAGUAUCCUAGGGGUCUGGAAACCGCAAGGGUGGCAUGGUAUCAAAGCCUUUUUCUACUCUAUUUACGGAUCCACUGUAGUAAUAUUCAACCAUAUUUUCAUAUUGUCCGGUAUUUUAAACCUCGUCAAGUUCAAACACGUCAGCCUCGACGCUUUCAUCGACAACUUUUCAACAAUGCUCGCUUUGAUUGUCGUCCGUCAGAGGAUUAUCUGCGUGAUCGAGAACCGCAACAGCAUCUCGCAAAUUAUCGAAUCAACCGACAAAAGUCCCUUCAAGCUUCGAGAUCGCCAAGAAAAACUCAUUUUUUCGAAAUUCAGCAAACUUGCCAAAAAUAUAUUAAUCUAUUACCCAAUAGUACAUAUGUGUAUAAUAUUGGUACAUACUUUGGGCCACAUUUCUGUCAUGGAUCCGCCUUAUGCGCUCCCAUUUCAGGGCUGGUUUCCCUACAAUUAUACCCGGAAAACUAAAAUAUACUGGGCUACGGCUAUCUACCAACUUUACGCGAUAUUCAGCGAGGGGUCUAUUGAUUUGAUACUAGACCUAUUGCUGCCUUGCAUAUUGUGUUACAUGUGCGGGCACAUUCACAUUCUGAGACACAGAUUUCGAGUUAUGACUGAAAAAUUACAAAUAAUGUCAGAAAAUAAUGAACCUCAAGUCAAAAUUGAUUCAGCGGAGCGGAAAUUGAUGGCCGAGUGGGUCAAAUAUCACAUUGAUAUUUUGAGAUUAGUUGGAUUAGUCAAAAAAAUAUUUGAGAGAAUGAUAUUUGUGCAAUACACUGUAAGUUCACUUCUUCUAUGUACGCUUGCGUACUUGCUGUCGCACACGAAAUGUACCACGAUGACUUUUGCUGCAAAUUUUUCAUUCUUCAUGGCAAUGUUUAUUCAGAUAUUGUUGCCGUGUUAUUGUGCUGAUAAAUUGACUUUCGAGUUUUUAGAUAUAUCUACAGGAAUAUAUAACACAAAUUGGUACCAGUUGAGCAACAAUAUCCGAAGAUCGGUAGUUGUUAUUAUACGAUAUACUUACCAACCUGUUACAAUAACAAGUGGAUUUUUUAUAAUUCUAUCCCUUGAAUCCUUCACCAAAAUCAUAAAACUUGCGUACACUAUUUACAAUUUGCUGGAGUGAAAUUACACAUAUAUAUGUUUAUGAGUAUAGACAGGACAUAAAUAAGUAAAUAUAUUUACUGCAAUUGUUGAACCAUUGGUG